CCCGCCGCACUGCGGGAUGGGGUCGGCUCGGCCGGAGCGGGACCUAUCGGGAGGUGACUGGUUCUGAAAUGAGGCUUGGAGCGACCGGGAGAGGGGCCGGUCCGUCCGGGAAGAGGCUCGGACUGGUCGGGAUGGGGCCGGACCACUUGGGAAAGGGCUCGGAGCAGUUGGAAUGGGGCUGGGCAGGGUCCAAAUGGGACUUGGGUCCUUAGAAGGGUCGCGAUGGGACAGAGCUGGCAGUCGGUGAGGAGGAGGAUCUGGUUUGGCUGGGGAAGCUGGUCCAGCUGAGGUUUAGACCUCGCUGAGAUGGGGCUUGAAUGUGGCUGGUCCUGAGGGUCUGUCCCUGCCUUGGGGCUCUGGGUGGUGACAGGGUCCCUUUGGGUAGGAGGGAGUCAGGGACAGGGUCGGUCUGGCUGGAAGGACCUGGUGACUCUGGUGAGGCUCCCAGGCUGGUGGCAGGAAUUGCCCCUUGCUGGCUGGGACUGGCAGGAGUGCCAGCAGGAGCUGGUCUAUCAACAAUGGUGAUUCCCCUUAUCUCCCCGUAUUUGCUGGAGGAUUAGAGGGAGGAUGAGAUUAGCUGUGCCUGUCCUGCAUCUGCGCUUCCCAGGGCUGCUCCUUCACUGCCAGCUCUCCCCUAGGAAGGGAUAUGCCACCAGCCUGUAGCUUAUUGCUGUGGGAUGGGGGCAAAGGCAGAAUGAAUAACCCUAAAUCAGCUGCUGAACUUGUUCUCCAUCCUGAAGGGGUAGAAGUCAGGAGCAGGAUUUGCCAUCUCAGUCUCCCUGCAUCCUUCUCUUGCCACUGCUGCUUCCCUGCUUUCCAUGGUUGGGGGAGGCACCUACAGCACCUGCCGACCUCCUGCCCUGGCUGUUCCCUGGACUACUCUGCAAUUCCUUCCAGGCUGAGCACUGAGCCCAGGCUUGGCUAUCUUGGAAUGCUGGAAAUGGUGUGCUUUCUCCUGAAACUGGGUCCCAAUUGUUUAACAAACCACUUCAGGGAAGUCAUUCCCAUUUUCAUGAUAAAAUUACAGUGCUUUGCCUUCCUGGCAGAGGAGAUUUCUGGAGAGUAACCCUUAGACUUUGGUCAGGGUGUCCUUAUGGAAGCAGUGCUCUCCUUUGAUGUCCCUGGGGAUUAUACCCUGGGCUCUCUGCUCAAUCUCCUCUGGGCCAAGAUCUCUCAGUGGUUUGCAGGGAGCAAAGCCAGCAGCACAAGGAGGCUCUUCCCUGCCCUUCCCAGCUCCCAGAUAGAGCUCAGCACAGCUCUACUGGAAGGUGGGUGGUGAUUAGGGAUGCUGAGGAGCCCAGUGGGAUUUCUGCUGGUUAUACCUGGAUUUGAUCCUCUCUCUGCAUGUGCCUGUGCUCCAAGGUCACAGUUGUGUCUGUGUGUUCCAGAACUGUGCUGGCUGAAUUUUGCCUCGUUAAGUCUCCAUCACUCCCAUUGAGGUGCAAGAGGGUAGGAAAAGGUUUCCUCUCCCUUUUGGAGCCAGGUCCAGCUCAGGAUUGAGUAGGGAGCACAGAGCAGGUGUGGAUUUUACAAACAAACCCCCCAGGUUCUCACCAAAGAGGACAGAUGGAGUGUGCCUGGGCUUGGAAUUCAGUGAGGGAAAUUCUUCCUUCUGGCUUCUUUGAGCAGAGGAGCAAGUGCAGAGGUACUGGGGAAGGCAGUGACCCCUGACCUGAGGUGGGGAGCAGCAGGCACAGGCUGCAGGAAGAGCUGUGGCCCCUUCCCCCUCGCUCCUGCUUUGGCUGCGGCGCAGGGGUUGCAUAGUUGGAAGGAGCUGAGCUGCUUUCUGCCUGCCCAGACCUGACACCUGCAGCACAAGGGUUGUUUGGGAGGGGGUUGUGUUUGAGGGGGACUUUUCCCGAAAAUGUAAAAUGAUAGAAAUACCAGAAUGGGGCCCCAGGGCUGUGCCAUCGCUCAGCAAUGCAGAGAUGUGUUGAGUUGUUGGGCUCCUUUCCUGGCACAAAUUUUGAGCUCCCCAUCCUUUCUCUGCUGCUCAAAUAUCCCCAGUCCUGGUCACUUGAGCUUGGGCUGGCUUUUCUUCAAAGCCAUGGGAUUCAUCCCUGCCUGGGAGGGUCCGUCCACCCCCUCCCUGUGCCCCUCUGCCAGCUCAGGUGUCAGCACAUGGGGUUCCCCGCCCUGCAGGGGCCAGCAUAGGCUGUUGGGAAGGUUUGGAGCCAGCAGGCUCAGCAGCAGCUGGGAUGUGCUGGUGAGAGCAGAUGCUUGUGCUGCUUCUGUCUGGCUUGUGGUGAGGGCCCCUGAGCCUGAGCUGCAGGGAAACUGGAAUAAUGCUGUAUUAGUUCCAUUCGUGCAGCAGAGGUGUGGUUGUAUCCUUUUGAGAGUGUUUGGAUCCCUUUGGGCUGAGGUGUGGAUGUUGCUGGUGGGGACCAGGCAGCUCCUGCCUCCAGCUCCUCUCCAAGGAGCCCAGCACCUCCCCUUGGGUCUUGGCACUUGAGGUUCUCUGGCCUUGAAAUGACACAAGUGGGGAUCUAGUGGAACCAUGCUGGGGCAGAGAGCUCAGGGUUGAGCCCUGUAGACUGACACGGGUCCCUGGCAUAGCUCUGUGCCAAGAACCCACCUGCUGGCAUGAGAGAGAGCUCUGUGUGUGCCAUGGGCAGCACUGCUGGGCUGAAAGCUGGAGCAGUUUCCCAAGGGCUUUGCUCCAAGGGGAGAUGGCUCAUCUGGGAGGAUGUUCUUUGGGAGAGGAGACAACUGAGGCUCCUCCAUCACAUGUUGCAUCUUCAGAUUUUCCCCAGGGUGCUCUCCUGUGCUGUUCUGCUGCUCCUGCUCGUGGCUGUGCUGAGCAGAGGCAGGAGGUGCAGCAUCGCCAAAAUCCUCCGGCAGUACCGCGCCGUCAUCUUCCAUGAGAUCCAGAACCUGAGAAACCUGACUGGGUCGGUGUACAGGAGUGGGAGGGCUGGGCCCGCCUGUCGUUCGGACAAGGACCAGAAGAUCCUGCUGUCCAUCUACAACAUCAGCAUGUCCCUGCCGGAGGUGGGGGCUGGCACCCUGCAGGGUGCUGAGGAGCUGGCGGUCUGGAGGGUGGCCAGGAACACCAACUUCAUGUUCCAGGAGAACUGCAGGAAAAUCAGCAAGAGCCCAGCGCGCACCGUCCCGGCACAGCCCCGGCCAGGGGCAGCCGGCCGCAGGAGGAAGCAGCUGCGGGAGAUCGGCAGGAAGGUGGAGAGGCUGGCGACCUGCUGGGAGAAGCUCAAUGCCCUGCACGCACCUCGCCAAGCGCCCUGGGACUCGUAGGGACGCCCUCGCCGCACGCCGGGGGGAUGUGCUGCUCCAGCGGCUGCCAGGGGCUUCUCUGGGAACCCGGGACAAGCUCGGCCUUGAGGGCACAGGGGUUCAGCCCAAGCUGAAUUCAUCCUCCUGCUCCAAGAGGUGCCCAGGGACCGCACCCACGUGGCUGGGGCUGGCAGCUUGGUUUGCUGUGGGAUGGCUGUGGCAGAAACCUGGAACAGCAGAAACACUGGGAAGAAGGGAAAGAACCAAAAAUAGAAGGUCAGGUGUGGAUUCUUAGCUGCUCCUGGUCCUGCAGCACCCGCUGCUCUCUUUAGGACAAUGUGUGUGUUUGGGGGCAGAAGAGGACAUGUGGGGCCGUGGUUCCAGGGGCUCUGCUGGAAGUGAGGCCACAGUGCAUCUGCAAGGCUGUGAGGUUGUUAGGGCUGGGUGGGGAUGGGUGUCCCUGAGGCACUGCUGGGGUGUGCGGAGCAGCCGGGCACCCACAGUGGACAGGGGAGUAAAGGUGAAUCACUGGACAUCUGGGGCAGCCUGAGGAGUUCUGAUAUCCAAAAAUCCCAGGCAGGUGUGGGUGCUUGAGGCCAAGGCUCAGCCUCGGUGACAGGCAGCACUGUGGGUGGGAAUGCUGGGGUGUGGGGAGAGAAAUGAAGGGCAUCCUCCCUUGUCACUGUGCUCUGCCAGCACCCUGUCUGUGGCCUCCACUGCUCUGCUGGGUGGCAAACAGCCUCUGAGAAGCCAGAAAUAAGACCUCUCCUUCCCUGGAA
This is a messenger RNA of Parus major (Great Tit), 4010 nucleotides long. RefSeq lists its product as uncharacterized. The record is from RefSeq and is a predicted model, not a curated record. Bases 2584 to 3252 code for a protein of 222 amino acids. The transcript is spliced from 5 exons. NCBI's taxonomy places the organism in Eukaryota, Metazoa, Chordata, Aves, Passeriformes, Paridae.